AUGGAGACGCUGAACGGCCCGGCGGGCGGCGGCGCCCCGGACGCAAAGCCGCCGCCGUCCGGCCAGCACCACCGCCACCACCAUCUCCACCCGCUGGCCGAGCGGAGGCGGCUGCACCGCGCGCCCUCGCCAGCCAGACCCUUCCUCAAGGACCUGCCUGGCCGGCCAGGGGCGCCCAGCCCGGCCCCGGCGGCCCCCUCUUUGGGCCGAACCCCGGCGCCCGGCGCCCCGCGCUCGCCUAACCUCGCCAGCAAGGCGCCGCCCUCGCCGGGUUCCCUGGCCGCGCCCGGUCGCCUCUCCCGGCGCAGCGGCGGCGCCCCGGGUGCGAAGGACAAGCCACCGCCGGGCUCCGGGGCCCGGACUGCGGGCGGCACCAAGGCCGCUCCCGGCCCCAGGAGGGCGACGCGUGCGGCUGCCGCCGAGCUGCUGCCCAGGGCCGGGAAGCCGCAGCCACCGCCGCCCGGGGUCGAGCCGCUGCCAGCCGCCUCCAAAGGCCGAAAAGUCAAGCGCGGCUCAGGGGCACCACCCUCCCGUGCCGCGGGGACCCCGGCCCCAGCCACCCCGAUUCCCGCCGUGAUCCUCGCCGUGACCUCCGCGGCCGGGUCCCCGGCCCCCGGCUCGCGCUUCAGCCACACGGACAGCAGCUCCGACCUCUCCGAUUGCCCCUCCGAACCCCUGUCCGACGAGCAGCGCCUGCUCCCAGCCGCCAGCAGCGACGCGGAGUCCGGCACAGGCUCCAGCGACCGAGAACCCCUGCGAGGAGCCCCCACGACGAGCCCCGCAGCCCGAGGGGCGCAGCCUGGCAGCCCGGAGCUCCCGGCGCUUCUCGCAGCGCCCCUGCCCGCCUGUGUCAGCCCGGGGGGCUGGAGCAGCCUGGGCAGCGCCCCUGCGGGGUCCUCCGGGCCCAGCGUGGUGGAGGAUGCCGGGGGGCGCGCGCCGCCGGAGCGAGCGGUCCCGGGGACCCUCAAAGAUCCCAGCCCCAGCGAGCAGCCUCGACUGGUGCCCGCGGCGGCGGAGGAAGAGCUGCUGCGGGAGAUGGAGGAACUGCGCUCGGAGAACGACUAUCUCAAGGAUGAGUUGGAUGAACUCCGUGCUGAAAUGGAAGAGAUGAGAGACAGCUACUUAGAAGAAGAUGUUUAUCAACUGCAGGAGCUACGGCGAGAAUUGGACCGUGCUAAUAAAAACUGCCGAAUUCUGCAGUACCGCCUUAGGAAAGCUGAGCAGAAAAGCUUGAAAGUGGCUGAGACAGGUCAGGUGGAUGGUGAGCUUAUCCGAAGUCUGGAGCAGGACUUGAAGGUAGCCAAAGAUGUAUCUGUCAGACUACACCAUGAACUUGAAACUGUGGAAGAAAAGCGUGCUAAAGCCGAAGAUGACAAUGAAACUCUCCGACAGCAGAUGAUUGAAGUGGAAAUAUCCAAACAGGCUCUUCAAAAUGAGCUGGAGAGACUGAAAGAGAGUUCCCUGAAAAGAAGAGGCAGUCGGGAAAUGUACAAAGAAAAGAAAACCUUUAACCAGGAUGACAGUGCCGAUUUGAAGUGCCAGCUUCAGUUUGCCAAAGAGGAAGGCUCCCUGAUGCGCAAAAAAAUGGCCAAGUUGGGAAGGGAGAAGGAUGAGCUGGAACAAGAGCUCCAGAAGUACAAGACCCUCUAUGGGGACGUGGACAGCCCCCUCCCCACUGGGGAGGCCGGUGGGCCACCCAGCACCAGGGAGGCCGAACUUAAGUUGCGGCUGAAGUUGGUAGAGGAAGAAGCCAACAUCUUGGGCCGGAAGAUUGUGGAACUGGAGGUAGAGAACAGAGGCCUUAAAGCAGAGAUGGAGGACAUGCGGAGCCAGUAUGAGCGAGAGGGGACGGGCCGGGACCACGUCCCAAGCAUUCCUACCUCACCCUUCGCAGACUCACUGGAGUCCUCCACAGAGCUCCGCCGACACCUGCAGUUUGUGGAGGAGGAAGCGGAGCUGCUCCGGAGAUCCAUAUCCGAGAUCGAGGACCACAACCGGCAGUUGACCCAUGAGCUGAGCAAGUUCAAGUUUGAACCACGGCCAGAGCCGGGGUGGCUGGGGGACGGCACGGGCAAGGGCACAAGUGGCGCCCCGCUGCAGGAGGAGCUGAAGUCGGCCCGGCUGCAGAUCAAUGAGUUGAGUGGAAAGGUGCUGAAGCUGCAGUAUGAGAACCGGGUGCUCUUGUCCAACGUCCAGCACUACGACCUGGCUGCCCACCUGGGGCUGCGUGCCCCCAGUCCCCGGGACAGCGAUGCUGACAGUGACGUGGGGAAGAAGGAGAGCGAUGGGGAGGAAGGCCGUCCGCCCCAGCCCAAGCGGGAAGGCCCUAUAGGUGGUGAGAGUGACUCGGAGGAGAUGUUCGAGAAGACUUCGGGCUUCAGCAGCGGAAAACCGUCGGAGGCAAGUGAGCUGUGUCCAGUGGAGCUCUUGAGGGCCAAGGAGGACUCCGAGUACUUGGUGAGCAUAAAGCAGGAGGCCGAGAGGCUCGAGCGGACCGUGGAGAGGCUCAUCACAGAUACCAAUGGCUUUGGGGACAGCUCAGGGCCGCAGGGGAGCAGCGAGGCCUCACUGGGGCCUGGAGUCCAGGGGGCAGGGGAGAAGGGUGAGGGUGGCAAGAGUGAAUCCCAGCUGCUGGGGACCAUCAACUCAAGGAUGAAGGCUUUCAGGAAAGAGCUUCAGGCCUUCCUGGAACAGGUGAACCGGAUUGGGGAUGGUCUUCGGGAGCGCCUGGAAGGCCUGUCCCCCUUGCCUCAGCUCACAGAGUCCUCCAGCUUCCUCUCCACCAUGACCUCUGUAUCCCGGGACUCCCCCAUCGGGAACCUGGGGAAGGAGCUGGUCCCCGACCUGCAGUCCAAACUGAGAGAUCAGAUGGAGUGGCGCCUGGGCCCAGAGGAGCGGGAGCACCUGCGCCUGCGCACCACCCGGGAACUGCACCGCCGAGCCGAUGGGGAUGCUGGCAACGUCCGGCCGGGAGGCCAGAGCAGCUUCAAUUCAGAGCUCAGGGGCCCCCCUGUUUUACCUGAACAGAGUGUAUCGAUAGAGGAGCUACAGGGUCAGCUCGCACAGGCAACCAGACUGCUUCAAGAGGAGACAGAGACAUUUACAAACAAGAUCCGUAAGAUGGAGGAGGAGCAUCUCUAUGCUCUAAGGUGGAAAGAACUGGAAAUGCACAGCCUGGCUUUGCAAAACAGCCUCCAUGAGCGAACCUGGAAUGAUGAAAGGAAUCUGAUGCAGCAGGAGCUCCGAUCCUUGAAGCAGAACAUUUUCCUUUUCUACGUCAAACUCAGGUGGCUGCUAAAACACUGGCGGCAAGGGAAGCAGAUGGAGGAGGAGGGAGAGGAUUUCACUGAGGUGGAGCAUCCAGAGACUGUCCCUAGACUUGGAGAGCACGGAGUCCCAGGGGACUCCAAGGGGGAUGGUCCAGACCCAGACGGGGACAGUCCAAGCCGAAUCUUUAUAGGGGGGGAGCACUGCUCUCAGCUGGAGCCUGCAGAUCGAGGACAGCUCCAUGGGCAGGUGGUGGAAAACCAGCAGCUGUUCGGCGCCCUCAAGACCCUGCUGGAGGACCUGCGCACCGAGCUGCGGGAGGACGAGCGCGCCAGGCUGCGGCUGCAGCAGCAGUAUGCCAGCGACAAGGCUGCCUGGGACGUGGAGUGGGCGGCACUCAGGUGCCGUCUGGAGCAGCUAGAAGAGAAGACUGAGAAGAACUUGGGGGAGCAAGGCUGCUCUGUGGAUAGCAAGGGGGCAUUUAAGAAGGAGAGAGAAACCCACCAGAAGCUCCUUGCUGACAGUCACGGCCUGGUCAUGGACUUGCGCUGGCAGAUCCACCACAGCGAGAAGAAUUGGAACCGGGAGAAGGUGGAACUUCUCGACCGUCUGGACAGGGACCGGCAGGAGUGGGAACGGCAAAAGAAAGAACUCUUGUGGAAAAUAGAGCAGUUGCAGAAAGAAAAUAGUCCCCAGAGAAGUGUCAGUUUCCUCUGUGAUCAAAAAGACGGCAACAUCCGCCCCUUUGCCCACCCUGGAGGCCCCCGAGUGCCCUGCCCGGUGGGGGUGUGGCCCUGUGUCGAUGCAGACUCCACCUCGUUUGAAGACCGGCCCUUGUCCAAGCUGAAGGAGUCAGACAGGUGUUCGGCCCGGGAGAACCUCUACUUGGAUGCGCUGUCCCUGGACGAUGAGCCAGAGGAGCCUUCGGCACGUGAUCCCCACUUGGAAUUCAGGAACUGCCUCCCCGAGGAAGAAGAAAAUCACAAGGGAAAUCUUCAAAGGGCAGUGUCCGUGUCCUCCAUGUCUGAGUUCCAGCGCCUGAUGGACGUGUCUCCCUUCCUGCCAGAGAAGGGCCUGCCUGCUGCCAGCAACAAGGAGGACAUCACGCCACCCCUGUCCCCUGAUGACCUGAAGUACAUCGAGGAGUUCAACAGCAAGAGUUGGGAUGAGAGACCCUUGGACCCCUGGGCAGACAGGACCGAGGCAGGGUGGGCAGGAAAGGAGGCCAGUGCCGAGUCUUUUGCCGAUUCCUCCUGGUACCUCACCACGAGUGUCACCAUGACCACGGACACCAUGACCAGCCCGGAGCACUGCCAGAAGCAGUCCUUGAGGAGCCACAUCCGUGCCGAGCCAUCUGGGGUGAGGGUGCUGCACAGCCCCCCUGCAGUCCGCAGAAUGGACAGCAUCAUUGUGGUAGGCAGUGAGGGCAAGGGCCGGCUGGACCCCGAGUGCACAUUUUCUGCAACUAGAGCCAGAGGGAGCACAGAAGACACAAAGGGACCCUCAGAACACAUGCUUGGCAGGUGGCCUUGUGCCCCCUCCAAACACCCCCGAGACUACAUGGAGGGCGGCCUCCGCCCCCUUGAUAGCACCCUCUGCGCCCCCCUGGGGUUUGCCUCUCCACUGCACAGCCUGGAGAUGUCCAAGAACAUGAGUGACGAUAUGAAGGAGGUGGCCUUCUCCGUUAGGAAUGCCAUCUGCUCUGGACCCACUGAGCCUCUGGUUAAAGACAUGGCCUGCCAGACCAAUGGGUCCCGGACAACUGGGACUCAGACCAUCCAGACCAUCAAUGUUGGCCUGCAGACUGAAGCACUGCGCGGCAGCGCCAUCACCAGCAGCCCCCACAAGUGUCUCACACCCAAGGCGGGGGGUGGUGCCACACCCGUGUCAUCUCCUUCUCGAGGACUUAGGAGCAGGCAGGUGGCCCCCGCCAUUGAGAAAGUACAGGCCAAGUUUGAACGCACAUGCUGCUCCCCCAAGUAUGGGUCUCCUAAGCUGCAGAGAAAGCCCCUCCCCAAAGCUGACCAGCCAAAUAACAGGGCCUCCCCAGGGCUGGCCCAGAAAGGGUGCAGCGAGUCAGCCUGGGCCCGCUCCACCACCACGCGGGAGAGCCCCGUGCACACCGCCAUCAAUGACGGCCUCUCCAGCCUUUUCAACAUCAUUGACCACAGUCCCGUCGUGCAGGACCCCUUCCAAAAGGGGAUGCGGGCUGGGAGUCGGUCUCGCUCAGCAGAACCCCGGCCAGAUCUGAACCCAGGCCCAGAAACUGGCCCCAGUUCCCGGGGACGGUCACCCAGCCCCAUCGGGGUUGGCUCAGAGACAUGUAGAGAGGAAGGGGGAGAGAGCACACCUGUGAGGCAGGACUUAUCUGCUCCCCCUGGCUACACACUGGCCGAGAAUGUGGCCCGGAUCCUCAACAAGAAGCUGUUGGAGCAUGCCUUAAAGGAGGAGAGGAGGCAAGCUCCUCACUGCCCCCCAAGUCUUAACAGUGACAGCCACACGAGAGAAACAGUCAAAGCUGAACCAGGGUCCAUGGAGGAACUACCUUGUUCCGCACUAGCUCCAUCCCUAGAACCCUGCUUCUCCAGGCCCGAGAGACCAGCAAACCGUCGCCCUCCAUCCCGUUGGGCCCCACAUCCCCCCACUGCCUCACUGGCUCUGUCACCCGGAGACCCGACCUCCCUGGAGGAGUUGGGCGAUGAGGAGCCGCCCGGGGAGAAACCACACCUGUGACGUGAUGCAAGUUUGCAUGGAUUAUCCCGGAAUAAUUCACUGUAAUUUGCAAAACCACACCAUUGUCAUCAAUCAAACUCUGCCCAAAAGGAGAGAGCUAGUUUUCCCAAGGUCAAAGAAUGUUUUUUAAAAAACACACAGCUGCUGAAUGUUCAACCUGUGAAACUGAGAUGUUUCUAGAAUGAAACAGUAAACGUGCCUGUAAUAAUUUUUUUCAUAGCUCAGAAAACUAUUUUUGUCUCCAUCUUUUUUACACAGUAUAUUAAACAAAAAGGUAAAUAAGAUAUAAAUAAAUUUAAAAUAUAAAAGUUUUAAAGAUGUACAUUUUAAGAGAUCCUGAACCCUUGCUCCCAAUACUGACUGCCUCUCUGUUGAAAUUUGCACUGUUACAUUUUGGUUUGAUUUAUUUCCCAUGUUGGAUUCCAGUGUUUUAAGUUAAUUUUAUUUUGUCAGUGUUCUUAUUCAGAAUUUUUGAAAUGCUUCAGACUGUCUGAUUCAGUGAACAUUUUGUAGUGAAAAAAAAAAAAGCCAUGAAGCCAGUACACAGGACAGAGAUCCUAUAUGUUGGAAAGGAUACAGCAUUUUUUGAAAAGGUACAGAGUCCUCACUGGGCUUACAGAAUUCUCUGUAUAAUCCAUACAUCCUCCUCGACCUGCACGUCUUCAGGUUCGAAGCACCUGUGUGCAUGUACAUUACCCCACGUGGUCUCACCAUCACCUCCUUGUGAGUUGUUGUCCACUGUAAAACAUUGUGAUUCCCUUGUACUGUACUUUUAUUGUUGUCCUCUUGCAUUGAUGAUACAACAGCUACGGCAUUUUAAAAUUAUUGUUAAAGGAUUUAACUGGCAAUAUACAGUGUUUACUCAGUUUUUUUUUUUGUGUGUGUGUAAGGAAAAACACUACAAAAAAAAAUCAUGAGAAUACUAAAUUGAAACGAAGGCUGUUGCCUCGGAGUCUGUAUGAGACGAUGAUGAAGUAGAAAUAAAGCCUUUACAAGAUGGCAGCCUGGUCCCUGAUCUCGUGUUUCCCGUGCC
Messenger RNA from Talpa occidentalis (Iberian mole), 7033 nucleotides. It is a transcript of the gene MTCL1, whose product is annotated as microtubule crosslinking factor 1. The transcript is spliced from 15 exons. Lineage: Eukaryota; Metazoa; Chordata; Mammalia; Eulipotyphla; Talpidae. The record is from RefSeq and is a predicted model, not a curated record. Gene Ontology annotation, cellular component: spindle pole; apicolateral plasma membrane; lateral plasma membrane. The coding region runs from base 1 to 6000 and encodes 1999 amino acids. Gene Ontology annotation, molecular function: microtubule binding. Gene Ontology annotation, biological process: establishment or maintenance of epithelial cell apical/basal polarity; regulation of autophagy; microtubule bundle formation.